Miscanthus lutarioriparius is the source of this 1191-nucleotide messenger RNA. Lineage: Eukaryota; Viridiplantae; Streptophyta; Magnoliopsida; Poales; Poaceae. The record is from the annotation of a GenBank genome assembly.
AUGGCGCAAGAAGAUAUACAGGACUAUACGAAGAAAACUAUGGAGCUCCUGGGAAAGAUGAAGGAAGAGGACCCUGAUUUGGAAGUCAGAUUCAAGAUGGAUGAUGAAGGGAGGAUUGAGUCAAUGAUAGGAUUUUGUUCACUAACUAAUCGUGCUUGUAACCCAGAUCAAUGCCAGGGGAUGGCGGCUGCAAUAAAGACAACGCUGAAGGGAACACGGCACCGGUGGUGCAGAUGGCAUGUGCUUAGAAAGGCUAAUCAGAAAAUAGGAACACCAUACUCAAAGAAGAGUGCAUUCAAGAAAAAGUUCAACAGGCUUAUAACCGAUGAGAUAUUGCCAAGUGCUUUUGAGAAGAAAUGGCAGGAACUAGUAAAGGAAUACAAGCUCGAGGGAAACAAUUUCAUGAAUCGCGUAUACAAGAUGAGAGGUUUGUGGGCAAAACCGUACUUCAUGGACAUCUUCUGUGCAGGUAUGACUAGCACUCAACGGAGUGAGAGUGCGAACCACAUGCUGAAGAGGUUCAUUCAACGAUCAGCACCAAUGCAUAUAUUCAUAUCAAAGUUCAGGGAUUUCCAGUUCGACCGUAACCAAGAGGAAGAAAGGGAGAUCCACUUAACUAAACAGAUGUCUAGAAGAAGGAGAGUGGGUGUACCAAUUGAAAGACAUGCAGAAGCUAUUUACACAAGAGAAAUGCAUGAAAGAUUCUACAAUGAGCUAUAUGAAUCAGGUGCUUACACAAUAGUGGAUAAGUCAGUGAAUGGAAUUGAGAAUAUCAAGUGCAGCUGCGGCCUCUAUGAGCAUGCUGGACUACCAUGCAGGCACAGCUUAAAAGGUGUGCAAGUCAAUGAUAUUAUGCUAUGUACAUUCCUCCUGGUGAUUGCAGUACUGACAGAGAUACCAAAGGGAAGUAUACAUCAGAGGUGGACUAAAGAAGCAGGUCCAGAUAUCAAUGCUGGGUCGGGAUGUUCAGUAAUGGAACAAAUAACAGCACAGAGUGAUGAACUGAAGAGGCGAGUCCUUGUAAUGAAAACACUGGAGCUGUCACUAACUAAAGGGUCGAUCAAUGACGAAGCAUAUAGCGAUGCUCUGCGUGCAAUGGAGAGCAUCGUACCAGUCAGGCAAGCUUCCAUCGAAACGAUCAAUUCAGCUGCUAAUGAUGAGACAUCUAAUGUGCCCCGUCUCAUGAGUUGA